This is a messenger RNA of Clunio marinus, 1215 nucleotides long. NCBI's taxonomy places the organism in Eukaryota, Metazoa, Arthropoda, Insecta, Diptera, Chironomidae. The record is from the annotation of a GenBank genome assembly.
AGUCUUAUUCGUGCAUUUGAAUCAUUCAGUCGUUUCUUCUUUUCAUUUACGUAUUUUUUUAUUUCUUGUGCAAUUAGUGAAAUUAUUUCAAACGUCGAAAAUAAGCAAUCGGAUAUUAGAUUCAGUUUUUCAGCAUGGCGUGGUACGAAAUUCCCAACACAAAUGCCAUGUCAAUUUAUUUCACGAUAGUCUUCGGUAUUUUCACAGUGAUUUUUGUCUUCCGAUUAUGGUUGAAAGCAACAUGUGGAAAGUUUACAUCAAAUGUUCGUAUGGACGGCAAAACAGUUUUAAUCACUGGAGGAAAUAGUGGAAUUGGCAAAGAAACCGCAAAAGACUUAGCCAAGCGUGGAGCUCGUGUUAUCAUGGCAUGUAGAACGAUGGACACCGCAAACAAAGCUCGUGAUGAGAUUGUCAAGUCGACGGGCAAUCAAAAUGUCGUGGUGAUGAAGUUGGAUUUGAGUUCACAACAAUCGAUAAGAGACUUUUCCAAGGAAUUUUUGAGAUGUGAGACGAGGCUUGACUUGUUGAUUCACAAUGCUGGAUAUGCAGGAGUAUUCAAAAAAGCUAAAAGCGUUGAUGGAAUUGAACUGACAAUGGCCACAAAUCAUUAUGGACCUUUCUUGUUAACACAUCUUGUUAUUAAUUUAAUGAAGAAAUCGUCACCAGCAAGAAUUGUUGUGGUGUCAUCGAAGUAUCAUCACGUGUCAACAUUAAAGCCAACCAGAGAAGGUGACUUGAAUCCAAUCGACUUCUGGCUGCCUGGUCAACUUUACAACAAUUCAAAAUUUGCCAAUAUUCUCUUCACACUUGAACUUGCAAAACGAUUGAAACGAUUCAACAUCACUGUCAAUUGUCUCCAUCCUGGAAUGACGAAUUCUAAAAUUUGGAGAAAUUAUCCAAUUUGUCUUCAAAUUCCAUUAGCGAUAUUUAAAUUUUUCCUUAAGAAUUCAUAUGAAGGCUGUCAGACUACACUUUUUGUAGCACUUUCUCCUGAUCUCAAUUUUGUAAGUGGUCGAUACUUUCGCAACUGUCGCGAGUCACGGCCUAAUGCAAGAGUCUUCAACAAGCAGUGGCAAACAAUUCUCUGGGAUGAAUCGAGAAAGCUUAUGAAACUCACCAAACAAGAUCCAAUAAUUUAAUUAAUUUUUCAGUGUUAUAACUUUUUCCUGCUGCUACUUUAUUAUUGUAGAAUUUUAUAAAUAAAAGUUUAGAAUU